AUGGAUCGUCGACUCGCCACCUAUGUCAACCAUGGCCAAGCUAUUAUCGUGGGACUAGAUUUCCCAACAUUAAUAAGACAUAACUCGACGACAACCCCAGACCUCGUUAUUAAGAACAGAUACGGGAACUUUAACACACAUCUCUCACAAGGCAAAAUAACCACCAUUGACCACCUGCCAGUACAAGCUAUCAUAUCCACAUCACCAAUAAUGAUACCCAAACAGCCAACCAAAGACUACAAAAAAGCAGACUGGGAAAAAUACAAAGAGCAUCUGAGCAACACAAGGACGAUUCAGCUGCAUAAUAAACCAUGCACCGAGAUCGAUAAAGCGGUGGAACAAUGUGAAAAAGAAAUACUCGCAGCAAAAGAAGACUGUAUCCCAAACAAAGUCUUCACCACAAUUCCCCAUCACAAAUCAAAUCAUCACCUUAACGUCUUAAAAAACCUGUAUCAAGAAAUCAUAAGACGAAGAAAAGACCCCAAGAUAUUCUGGAAUAAAAUAAGGAGAUUGAAAGGAAAUGACACCCCAACUAGCCCAUACCUUCUUAAUCCCCAGAAUGAGAGGAUUUACGAAGAAGUUGAGAAAGAGAAAUUACAUAACACGUUCUGGUCCAAGGCCUUCAAAAUAUCCGACGAAGAGAACCUUGACUUCGUCGAUCAGUUCGAAAAUGUAAUUCGCAGAGAUUUUGCAAGAUUUCCGAGAAAACUCGUCCCUUACCAAACCAUAAACCUCGGGAUGCUAAAUGACAACAACCCUCUAACAGCAAAAAUAACACAAGCAGAAGUGAAAGAAGUGAUUUCAAAAAUGAAAGACAAGGCGCCAGAAAACUUCAGGCCCAUAUCAUUGCUGGAAAUACCUAGAAAAGUUCUCGAAAGGAUAGUCAACAGCAGGCUAAUGACUUUUCUCGAAAAUAACAUCUUAAACACAAACCAAUAUGGCUUUCGCAGAGGGAAGGGCACCGCAACACCAAUUGCAAUCGCUUAUGAACAAAUCGGACAGGACCUUGCACAAAACCACCAGUGCAAUAUCAUCAUGAGAGAUGUGUCAAAGGCAUUUGACAAAAUGCCAGAACCUAUCACCAAACUCUUAUGCAACUUCCUCGAUGGAAGGAGAGCAUAUAUCAAGAUAGGCACCCAUGCCGGCAACCCCAUCAACCUCAAAAGCGGGGUACCACAAGGAAGUACCAAUAAUAGAAUAUCCUCCUGUGCCUCUGAUCACAGCUUCAAACACAAAAAUGCUUAA
This is a messenger RNA of Penaeus vannamei (Pacific white shrimp), 1245 nucleotides long. NCBI's taxonomy places the organism in Eukaryota, Metazoa, Arthropoda, Malacostraca, Decapoda, Penaeidae. The record is from RefSeq and is a predicted model, not a curated record.